AUGGCUGAGCUGCAAAACGCCAAUCCCACGAUCCUCAGCGCGGCUGAGCUGCCGAGCCGCCGGCUGCGGAGGGAGACGACCUCCCGGCACGGCGAGGAGUUCAGGUUCGACAGCAUCCUGGCCCCCAAACGGCCCGACAGCCUCUUCUGGGGAGCCUCCCACAUCGCCGCUCUCGCAUCCCCUCCCUCACCGGCGUCCUCCAUCUCAUCUGGCGGAGAUGUCUAUGACGAAGGCGACGAUGGCGACGACGGCGUCUACACGGAAGAGCCGAUCGACGAGCAGGAGAUUUACGAGCACCCCCACACGCUGGGCCAGCUCUCCGUAGUCAAUCUGCCGGACAUUCAAAUCUCACCGUCCCCGCUGCUGGCAAAGUCUCUCGACCGCGACACGCUUACCCGGGUGGUGGUCUAUGUCACGCCGACUAUCAACCACUGCUCUCUGGUGACGGUCAUCGGCCUUGCCAUCCGCGUUCGUCUGGAGCAGACACUGCCGCCCAACUACCGGGUCGAUAUCGAGGUCAAAGAAGGCUCCCACAGCCAGGAUGACCAGGUCAGCAAGCAGCUGUCGGACAAGGAGCGGGUAGCGGCUGCCCUGGAAAACGAUACGCUCCGCGGCGUGCUCGAUAAAAUGCUCGAAACCUGCAAAUGA
Grosmannia clavigera kw1407 is the source of this 648-nucleotide messenger RNA. RefSeq lists its product as uncharacterized. Lineage: Eukaryota; Fungi; Ascomycota; Sordariomycetes; Ophiostomatales; Ophiostomataceae. Gene Ontology annotation, biological process: iron-sulfur cluster assembly. The coding region runs from base 1 to 648 and encodes 215 amino acids. The transcript has 2 exons. The record is from RefSeq and is a predicted model, not a curated record.